AUGAGGAAGACCACAUCAGAAAUCCCUUAUAAGCCAUCUGCUGCAUCAUCUGCAGUACUAUUGGCACUGGUAGAUCCCAAGCUCAGCGGGUACCCAUUGGCAGGUGCCCUACACUUGUUCAACAUAGCAAUGAUGUGCGUCAAGAACGAUAGCUGCGCAAGACCUACGACGAGGGCAGUUGUUAACAUGCUCACCAAUCCUCCACCGUCUUCUCCGACCAGAGCCAACCUCUAG
Prunus armeniaca (apricot) is the source of this 234-nucleotide messenger RNA. The record is from the annotation of a GenBank genome assembly. Lineage: Eukaryota; Viridiplantae; Streptophyta; Magnoliopsida; Rosales; Rosaceae.